GAUGGAAGUCCGCUGUUCGGGUAUUGAAACCCUACGCUCCGAGUUCCUCGAUUUCAGUGCCAUGGCGUCGCUGGACGACGAGGGCGACAAUGCGAUCGGGCAAAAGGUGAAGGAUAUGUACUACGAGAUCAUCAAUGGACGAGGAGGGAAGAGGUCCUAUGAAGAGGAUGCCAAUGAGGUGGAGGAGAAGAAGCACGUGAAAAAGCUGAACAAACGAAGGGCCAAGGAGCUGAAGAAGCAACAGAAGAAGCUGGAGGACGAGAUGGCCAAAGCAGAUUCGGAUGAUGAGAUUCCCUUCUUCAUGCAGGAUGCCUCUAUCAAGGCCGCCAUGAGGGAACGUGCUGAGGAGGAAGCCCGGAAGAACAUGAGCAGCUCCUCAUCCUCCAGUUCUUCGUCCGGGAAGAAGAAGAAAAAGAAGGACAAAAAAAAGAAGAAAAAGGACAAAAAAAAGAAAGACAAGAAGAAAAAGAAGAAGAAGGCCAAGAAGUCCUCCUCCAGCUGAGGACGGUUUCAGGCGAGGAUCAGGUCGAAGAAAAGAGAAAAAGUCCGGAGUUGGGCCGUUUUCGGUGUGUCAGGCUGUGUGGAAACGAGGAUUGCAGGGCUCAGAACGCAUGCAAACACAUGUCAGAGGCCUGGAGGGGUUCAUAAACCACCCGAACUGGGUCAUGCUAAAACAGUCACAGCUGGGUGAUCGGAGUUGUGACUCCAAAUCGGAGUUCAAAAAACCACCUCCACGGGGCAUUUAGCUGACUUGCUGUACAUGACGGAUAUCCUCGCUUCACCACAAAACGGCGCGAUUAAAAAGGCAUGUUCAAUAGACAUCUGCAGUUUUGUGCAUCCAAUUGUGCGAGAACCAUAAAGAAUUUGAAUCUUGGCCUUGAUACGGCUGAGCGGUUUGUCAUACCUUGGUCUCAAAGUGGAGGACCUCUCACACGACCUGGUGCUGGCGAUUGCUCUCGCCGACCAAGAUUGUCCUCCAAAGUACAAUUGAAAGCAGGCAACGAAAAAGAACCCGCCAAAUAAAUCCAAAUUAUGUCCAAGUUAGUUCAAUGAUGAUUCCAUCAUUGAUGAGGUCUAGAGUCUAUACCCGUGUUUUCCCAACUGUAAGCUCUCCCAAGUCAGUGCAUCCACUGUGCAGUCGCCAUCGUGAAACCUGUGGCGUGCUUGAAGACCAAAACCGUUUCUCCAUGUCUUCGCGUCCUGUUCGCAGCUUUUCUUGGAUAGAACCAGGUCACGAAGAAGACCUACUCAGCAAGAGGUUGGAAGGAUCCCAG
Molecule: messenger RNA, 1274 nt
Organism: Durusdinium trenchii
Lineage: Eukaryota; Dinophyceae; Suessiales; Symbiodiniaceae
Source: the annotation of a GenBank genome assembly